Messenger RNA from Rosa rugosa (rugosa rose), 1765 nucleotides. RefSeq names its product F-box/kelch-repeat protein At3g06240-like. The record is from RefSeq and is a predicted model, not a curated record. Lineage: Eukaryota; Viridiplantae; Streptophyta; Magnoliopsida; Rosales; Rosaceae. Gene Ontology annotation, molecular function: protein binding. The coding region runs from base 326 to 1630 and encodes 434 amino acids. The transcript has a single exon.
CAUGAGUUGACAAAAUCAACUAUUAUUUGAAAAACGAGGGAGGUCUAAAUGACAAUUUUAGAGGUAUGAAUAAAAGCUCCCUUAUAACAAAUACAAAAACCAAAAGGAAAAAAGAAAAAAAAAAACAUGUUCGUUGCUGGCCUUUUUAUUGAUUCAGAGCCCCAACUGGAUUUCUAUUGGGUUUUGGCUUUGGUUUCCAAUCAGACAGAGAAAAGGAGGACGGCCUUAUAUAUAGAAUACAUAUAGGGAUCCAGUUAUAGACUAGUAACUUUUAAUAUCUAUCAGUUGAAGAAGAUCUACAGAUACUGAGGAAACAGAGGAGGACAUGAAGACGCGCAACAAAAACAAGGCAAAGACAAGGUUGAUGGACCUUCCCAUUGAAAUCCUAAUAGAAAUCCUUAAGAGACUUCCGAUAAAGUCAGUCUGCUGCAUCAGAUGCGUCUCCAAGACCUUGUCAAACAUAGUCUACUCCCCCUUUUUUGUUGAUCUGCACACUCGUUUUCUGAUCCCGACCAAUUCUCUUGCUGGAGCAGCACCUCAACUUGUGCUGCGCCAUGUUGAAUCUUAUCCUGGGAGUACUACAAGAAAAUUAACUGCUUUGGAAUCACUGAAUUACGAUGAAAGCGAAGGUAAGCUUACUCUCUCAGAGAUUUUUUCCACAUCCCAGAGGGAAUUUUAUUCCGAUGUAGCUUUUGUUUUCUAUGACUUGAUUUGCUUUAAGAAAGCAUACAUGGAUGGAAAUUGUAUCUUGAGCAAUCCUCUUUGCGGAGAAGUUCUGAGAGUCCCGACUAGUAACAUCCUAUAUACAAAAUUUGGUAAGGAUAUAACUUUCUUCGAUGAUUCUUAUGGUAUGGGAUUUGAUGAUAUAACUAGCACCUAUAAAAUUGUCCGUAUCUCUCGAAUCUAUGAAAGACCGUCGUAUUCAAAGAGCUACGUUGUAGCACAACUUCUUGUAUUAGGCACAAGCUCAUGGAGAGAGAUUCCGGUACACCCAGUCAUUUAUUGUGCUAUUCCGUGGGAUAAGAGUGUGUGUGCAUAUGGAGAUAUGCAUUGGUUGUUUGUUGAUGAAGGUGAAGCAAAAGGAGUCCACAUAGUAUCGUUUGACUUUAAAAAAGAAAAGUUCUAUUUGACUCCCAAUCCAGUCACAUCACGAAUGCCAUACCUACACUUGAUUACUUUGGGGGAAUCUAUUGCCAUUGUUGAUACUUACUUUUCAAGCAUGAAAGUGGAGAUAUGGGUGAUGAAAAAUUACAAUAAAAAAGAGUGGAAGCGAGAAUACAUCAUAAAUCAUCACAUGCUUGGAUUAGAUGUUGACUUCAGAUUUCAUAGGGCUAAUUGCGGUGAAAUGGAGUAUGGCAUGUACUUCAUAGAUGAAAAGGGUGAAAAUUUACUUUUUCUAGAUCUAAGACCUUCCUCGAUGAAAUGUGUCGCAUGUCCGAUUGGGAGGAAGAAGUGGAAUGGUCGUCGGAGAAUCUUAAGUUUGAAAAGGAGCUUGAUUUCCCUUAAAAAGUUUGGGGAUUUGGUUGAAGAGCCAGAAUCAGGCGGUCAAAGCGCAGGGGCGGAUUUAGGGGGUGGCGAGAUUGGACAGCUGCCCAACCUCGAUUUUUUUUUUCUGGUGAUGCUAUAUUAAGGCUUGGGAAGAUUUUGAGUUCUUAAAAAUGGAUAAAGAGACAGAAGGAAGAAGAUGCACUUAUAAUGUUCUUUCCAUAUUCUUUAAAACCAACCCUCAAGAUUCAAGAAGGACGCCAUAUGAAGCAGAGUCUCA